Molecule: messenger RNA, 678 nt
Organism: Knipowitschia caucasica
Lineage: Eukaryota; Metazoa; Chordata; Actinopteri; Gobiiformes; Gobiidae
Source: the annotation of a GenBank genome assembly
AUGACUGCCAAAGAGGCGCUGGACCGUAGCGACUCCUCGGGCCGUAGAGGCGGCUCGCAUACUCAGCCCAAAUGUCCCGAGUGCGAGCAGGAGUUUGACGGGCGCGAGGAGCUGCACGCGCACAUGGCCGAACUGCACGGCGCCGACAAACCCAUCAGCUGCCCCGUGUGUGCCCGCAGCUUCACCCGCAACGGCUCGCUGAAGCUGCACAUGGCCAUGCACAUGCGCGAGAAGCCGUUCACCUGCCCUGUGUGCGCGCGCGGCUUCACCCAGAAGGGAAACCUGCGCUCACACAUGGCCCAGCACACGGGAGAGAAACCUUUCAGCUGCUCCCAGUGCGACGCCCGCUUCCCCAUCAAGCGCACCCUGCUGCGCCACAUGAAGCUGCACACCGGCGAGCGCCCGUACAGCUGUCCGUACUGCGACAAGAGCUUCACGCGUAAAGAGCACGUGCGGCUGCACAUGUCGGUGCACACGGGGGAAGGCACGCCCAAGAAGAAGCGCCGAGUCACGCCCACGCUCACGGACGCCGCCGACGCCUUCAGCUCUGCGCACACAUCCAGGAGCGACACGGGUCUAAUCAACACAGAACCACAGCAGAAAGACUCAGCCGACGGGUUCCAGCGCAACAACACGGACGUGUUCAACGCCUUCAGGAGCGAGGACACUGACCUGUGA